Trichoderma breve is the source of this 1035-nucleotide messenger RNA. RefSeq lists its product as uncharacterized. The transcript has 5 exons. Lineage: Eukaryota; Fungi; Ascomycota; Sordariomycetes; Hypocreales; Hypocreaceae. The record is from RefSeq and is a predicted model, not a curated record. The coding region runs from base 1 to 1035 and encodes 344 amino acids.
AUGUCCUACUACGACAAUCCCCAGUGGUCGGCUCCGGCCCAGAACAACUGGGACCACCACGGCGCGAGCACUCCUGUUCGCGCAGGUGCCAACGGACCGCAGCCCCAGGAUGACUAUGCCUUUUCGUAUCAAUUUGAUGAGGUUGAUCGUGCCCACGAGAACUUGCAGAAAUCCGGCAAAGGCUAUGUCAUGGGUGCGCGACAUGGUCGAAUGGGUGGUCCUCGUGCUCAUUCUGUUAACAACUUCGAUGACGCUCGUGGCUCUCAGGGAGCAAACCUCCACAAUUUCUAUGCCGCCCAGCGUCACCAGUCUUCUCGAGGCUCCAACGAGGCGGAGCAGGUCAUGCAGGCUAAGAGAAGGAUGGCAGCUCAGCGGGAGCGUGAGCUUCGAAACCUCCACACGGAGCAGCAAUAUCAACGAAGUGUCUUGUCUGAUGUUGCCACCCAGCAGGGAAACAACAAGCAUAUGACGGAGGAGGAGACUCGUGAGCUCAUUGCUCGCCAGCGCAGCGCUCUGUAUGGAGAGGGCACCUUUGCCGACAAGGCCGGCUACAUUGACGAGACUGGCAACAUCCGCACCGGAGCCCCCGGUCCCAGCGGCCCUGCCAGCCUGCGAGGCCACUCUCCCCUUGCCUAUGACAGCAUUGGCCGCGUCCCGGCCGACGUGGGAACUCCGGGAUCGGGCGCUGAUCUCAACGCGGCUGACCUGGGCUCGCGACCUCAGAGCACCACCAGCCCUCAGACCGCUGGACCGACAAACAAGGUGUUUGACAACGCCGUCGGCUCCCAGAGCCGUACCAGCACGUCCAGCCCGACCAACGCGUCUCCUCCCCGCGGCGACUUUGGACCUGGUUCCAAGGUUUCUCAGGGAGCUGCCGUUGCCCCCAUUGGAACUCGUCCCACGGGAACGCCCACGGGCAACGCUUCUGCCAAGCGCUCCAGCACUCCCCAUGCUGCAAAUGGCGGCUGGGGCCGUGGUAACGGUGUUUGGGGCCAGUCUUCUGGUCUCGGUGCUCAAGCCAGCGUCUGGGGUUAA